UUAAAACAUGAGAAAGACCCUUUCAAACUCCUCCCAGUCCAGUUCCAUACCUGCAAACACCUCCCCUUACACCUUCCAGCCCCCAAACAGCCUCCCUUCUCCUGCCGCCAUCUAUUGUCCUACUCCUAAACCACCAGCUUCAGUCCACCCCAUGGUCACGCGCCUUCGUCAAAAGACUUCUUCCCAGUCCACUUGUUCUCAGACCUCUACUUCAGAUACUUCCAGUCAGCAAGCCGGCCAGCAGCCCACCGGCCGGCUGAUGGGGAAGCUCACUGGGAAAGCGCCGAGAUCGAUGAUGCCGAAGACUGUUGAGCAGAAGCUGAAGAAAAGAUUGAAGGGAAACGCGAGAAGGAAAGAUGAAGAGAUUGUGGAGAAGAACAAAGGGGUUAGAAAUAGUUUAGAUGAUAAGAAGUCUGAUGGGUCGAAAAUUAGUCAGGUAAAAGAUGAUAAACUUCAACAAAGGAGUGAAGUAGAGGAUAAUUUUCUAUCAGAAACUAGUUCCAAGCAGGAAAGCUUCAAGAAAGAGUCUUACAAAUCUGAUAUUAUUGGCUGUACUGAAGAUACACUGAGUAAUGACAAAACUGAUCCCACUGAAAUAUCCAAAUCCCAAGCUACUUACCAAUCAGUAGAGACAAAAACUGUUCCCUCUCCCAAAACCACCCCUUCCAAGCCCCCCUCCGUACAAGACCCCUCAAACGCUGCCUCUUCUUCUCCAAAACCCCCAUCUCACAGGAAGAGGCAGAAGCCAUCAGGAACCCCCUCUAGUCACUCCCAGAAGUCCAAUAAGAUCCAGAAAGUCACUGAGAAUCUCGAGGAUGAAGCAGAAGUGCCUGAAGCCGAGGAAUCUGAAAGCGAAGGUGAAGAAGAAGCUGAGAGUGGGGAAGAGUCGAAGCAAGAAGGUGGUGAAGAAUCGGUGGGUGAGAAUGAGAGUGAGAAUAAGUCAAGUUCGAAGAAGUCAAGUUCUGAUAAGUCAAGUUCGGAUAAGUCAAGUUCGGAUAAGUCAAGUAAGAAGAGAGAUAAGAAAGCGGAAGAUAUUGAGGGAGAAGGAGAGACUGAUGCUGAAGGAGAGAGCGAGUCAGAAGCUGAUGGAGAAGAUGAAGGUGAUUCAGAACCAGAUUCGGAAGACAAUCCUUCUCUCGGACUUAUGGAGAACUUUGAAGAGCAGUAUAAUAUCAUUAUGAAGAGAGUGAAAAAGAUCAGCAAGUUAGUCAAUACCAAUGGCCAGGCGAGGAUAAUGAGAGUGUUAAGAAAAGCUUUCUGUGAACCUGCUUUUGUAAAAAGAAAUCUUCCAUAUAAUAGCAGCUUCUGGAUAUCUCAAAAUAAAUCCCUCGAACCUUUGGACUAAACUAAAAUCCAUACCUCCCUCAAAACAUUUUAACUCCUCCUCUAAAAACUC
Moneuplotes crassus is the source of this 1396-nucleotide messenger RNA. Lineage: Eukaryota; Ciliophora; Spirotrichea; Euplotida; Euplotidae. The record is from the annotation of a GenBank genome assembly.